GUGACAUGUUUGUAUACGGUAUACACGCAUGGAAACGUGGUUAGUGAAGCCGAUAUGUCAGAUGUGCUUUAAACUGAACUAUAACCAGACAACUGGGUAAUACAUUUGGACUUACUUUUCAGUUUCAGUAAACGCUAACACGGCUGUACCGGAAAUACACGUGGCAAGCGACGAGCUAUUUCCUGGUUGCUGUGUUGACAAACGAAAGAGACAGCCAGAUGGAUUCAUAAUUGUACAAUUACCCGGAAACUAAACCAGUUUUAUCGGUGGUUAGCUAUCUUACGCAUUGACAGGCACCAUAGAAGGUAGUUAGCGAACCAGCCUUGCAGAGGCAAUGGACCGGACUAGGCUGCUGUUCGUGUUGUUUGGGGGUUUGUCGGAGUUGUGUUGUAAUGUGUCGGCUAACAGAGGGGGAUCUCCUUCGUUUACUGAUGAAAUCCCAUUCAAAAUCAACUGGCCCGGAGACGAAUUCACCUUGCCAACCUCCGGUGCCCUCUACAAAGAUGAUGACUUUGUCAUCAUGACAACAACAGAGAAGGAGAAAUACAAAUGUCUCCUGCCUUCCUUGUCAAAUGGAGACGACGAUGAUGUCAAGGAGUACGCUGGUCCCACUCCAGGUGAUCUACUGGACCCACUGUUCAAACAGAGCAGCUGCUCCUACAGAAUCGAGUCAUACUGGACGUAUGAGGUGUGUCAUGGGAAGCAUGUGAGACAAUACCAUGAAGAGAAGGAGACGGGACAGCAGAUCAAACUUCAGGAGUACGUCUUGGGAAGCAUGACCAAGAAGACUGAAUCUUCAACCACUUCAGGAACAGAGACUGCAGAGAAAGUUGAGGAGACGAAACCAGAGGAGUCAGAACCGGAGAAAGAGGUUCCCACUAAGAACGUGGAGGGCCAGCUCGCUCCAUACUACCCGGUGUUGAUGGGCCACGGGACGGCCUGCGUCCUGAAACAGAACACGCCUCGCUCCACCAACGUGCUGUAUGUCUGCCACCCCGAAGCAAAGCAUGAGAUCCUCUCUAUUGCUGAGGUCACUACCUGCGAGUACGAAGUAGUGGUGCUGACCCAUCUGAUCUGUGCACACCCCAAAUACAGGUUCAAGUCGUCCCCAGUGAAUGCCAUCUUCUGCCAGGCCCUGUCUGGUUCUCCCCUGCAGCCUCACAGUCUCUCUCAGAUGAACCGAGAGCAGGAACAGCUACUGAAACCUCCCUUCAGUGCUCCUACUGCCCCAGAGAUGGAGAGAGAGGAAGAGAGUAUGUCCCCGGUGAGAGAGGAGGCCUUCUCCUCUACCCAUAAGCCCCUGGUGGUGGGCGGGCAGACUCAUAUUACAGUGGGAACCACCCACAUCUCCCGCCUGACGGACGAGCAGCUGAUCAAAGAGUUCCUGAGUGGCUCCUACUGUCUCCAUGGGGGAGUGGGAUGGUGGAAGUAUGAGUUCUGCUAUGGGAAGCAUGUGCAUCAGUACCAUGAGGAUAAGGAGCAAGGGAAGAACAUGGUGGUAGUGGGCAGUUGGAACACUGAGGAACACCUGGAGUGGGCCCAGAAGAACGUGGCCCGGUCCUACCAGCUCAAAAACGAUGGGGUGCAGAAAGUAAAACUGGUGUCUCACUUCUACGGCCACGGGGAUGUGUGUGACAUGACGGGGAAACCCAGACAGGUCAUCGUCAAGCUCAAGUGUAAGGAGUCUGAGUCUCCCCAUGCCGUCACUGUGUACAUGCUGGAGCCUCAGACCUGUCAGUACGUCCUUGGGGUUGAGUCUCCAGUCAUAUGCCAGAUCCUGGACACAGCUGAUGAGAAAGGCCUUCUAUCUGUCACCAGCUAACAGAACAGGAGGCCUGAGAGAUGAAGAAGAGGGAUGAGCAGAGGGGAAUAAGAAGCGCAAUAGAAAAGGACAUGGAUUUAGGCGGCAUAAAACGGACAACUGAAGAAUGGAUGCACCAAGGCCCAUGGCACUGCUCAGGAGGUUCAGACAGACAUGGAGAAAGUGUUGAUCCUGGAACGGCCCCUGGAAGCCAGGACCACAGUCCCUCGCUAAUGCCCUGGCUUAGACCUCCUCUAUGGACUGUACCAGACCCAUUCUGCUUAAAAAGCCUUAUAUAAAAGCAUGGAAAUCCUAUUCUAAAUGGGACAGAGACUCACAGAAUGUGACCCUGCUCACUCCACAAGGCAGUGGAUCUAUGGCCUGGACUUCAUAUCUUCCUUGUAUGCUUUAUCUUCGGCACAUUAGUUCUAGUGUCUUUUCUGGCCAUAUGCCAGGACAGAGAACCACCAAUCAUUCAGAUAACCUCAUCAGCAGAACCAGUUUCCAUGUUGUAGUCGGUUUUAUUGUCAACAUUCUAAAUUAUCGUAAUUUAUUUCAGAUUGAUUUGAUGCUUGUCCGUGACACUUUGGUUUUGUAGAUAUCUUUGAGCAAGGUCAGUUUGAAUUUUAAAAUGUGCAGACAAACUAACUGUGGGUAUAGUAAGAUUGGGGUUCUGGUGUCAUGGUUGGGAUCAAUUCCAUUUCAAUUCAGUCGAUUCAGGAAGUAAACUGAAAUUCCAAAUGCCUCAGUAUUUCCUCAUUCAAAAGCAAUAAUUUAAAUUGGGAUUUGAAUUUGCCAGUUUACUUCCUGAAUUGACCCCGACCAUGGUUGUUAUGUUACAGGGUGAGUGAGAGUAACUUAACUUGAUGUGCUGUGAAUUCAAAUCCAAAUUUGAGUUGUGAUGAACAUUUGUUACGUACUGAAUCAGAUGUUUCCUGUGAAUUUCUAAAUAUGGUGUGUUCUAUGGUUAAAAUGAGGGGGGAAAAAAAUAGUUAAAUAAAAAUAUAACAAAAAUGA
Molecule: messenger RNA, 2818 nt
Organism: Oncorhynchus mykiss (rainbow trout)
Lineage: Eukaryota; Metazoa; Chordata; Actinopteri; Salmoniformes; Salmonidae
Gene: erlec1
Product: endoplasmic reticulum lectin 1
Biological process (GO): endoplasmic reticulum unfolded protein response; retrograde protein transport, ER to cytosol; ERAD pathway
Cellular component (GO): endoplasmic reticulum lumen
Source: RefSeq, a predicted model, not a curated record